AAAUCAACUUUCGUGCCAUGCCCAUUCCUCCAUCCAUCCAUCUCUCUCCUCUCUCUCUCUCUCUCUCUCUCUCUCUCUCAAUGGAUUUCUCGAAGCGAUUGAUUCCAGCUGCUCUUAUUGUGAUGCUGCUGCUUGUGGCAACUGAGAUGGAGCCGAUGGUGGUGGAGGCGAGAACUUGCGAGUCCCAAAGCCAACGUUUCAAGGGGGCAUGCGUGAGUAAGACCAACUGCGCCUCUGUUUGCCAGACGGAAGGUUUCCACGGCGGGCACUGCCGGGGCUUUCGUCGCCGUUGCUUCUGCACCAAGCAUUGCUAGAGAGUGGCCUUCGCACGAGCUUUUGAAUUACAUCUUAUCGUAUCUCACCGAUAAUUUGAAAUAAUCCGGUCUUGCAUCGGAAUGUCGUUGUGUGGUUGUAGAUGUAAUCUUCCUUUGGCUGUGUACUGUAUUUACCAUGGUUGCUUCUGUUUGAGAGUGUGAAAUCUGUUUAAGAGCCAUACUUGUUUCUCAUCGUCAUAUUAUAUACGAUCACGGAAUACAGCAACUACGUACUUGUUUGA
Eucalyptus grandis is the source of this 556-nucleotide messenger RNA. Its product is annotated as defensin Ec-AMP-D2. The record is from RefSeq and is a predicted model, not a curated record. The coding region runs from base 18 to 314 and encodes 98 amino acids. The transcript is spliced from 2 exons. Gene Ontology annotation, biological process: defense response. Lineage: Eukaryota; Viridiplantae; Streptophyta; Magnoliopsida; Myrtales; Myrtaceae.